GACUGGGAGGAGGCUGGCAGGCUGGUGGGCUGGGCGGGCGGCGGGCGGCCGGGAGCGCGCGACAGACUCGGCGGCGGCGAGUAGUUAGUUACUUGUUAGUCAGUGUCAGUUGCUUGGUGGCGGCGGCGGGGGUCACCAGGAAGGGGACGGGCCGGCCGGCGAUGGUGGUCACCACAGCGGCAUGUGCGCCUUUCAGAAGCCGUAGAAGUAUUCACUGCUGCAAUGUUUAUGGAAACAGAGCAUAACUACCACAAUAGUGAGAAUCGACUGUGAAAAGAAUACUGGAGGACCAUUUCUAAGGAAAGAAAAGGAUGCAAUGACAUAAUGCCUGGAGUUGGAGCCAGUUAAACUGGUAAUCAUUGCUGUCUUCAGAAAAUAAGGAAUACGAGGCAAGGAAGAAAGUAAAUUCAUCCUGCAAAGACCCAAAGCACUUUGAAAUUUUAAACGAAUGUAAUAAUAGCUGCUAAAACCACCAUUGUCACCAUAAUGGAUGAAGUACUUCAAACUUAAACGAUUGAUCAUACUUACAAGAGCUGCUAUGAUACCUAGGGGAGGUGAAAACUGAUGGAUGAAAGUUUUGCCAUGCACUGAAAGGAAAGCAUUGUCUGCGAAGGUCCUUUUUUAAAAAUGUCUGCUUGUAACACCUUUACUGAACACGUUUGGAAACCUGGUGAAUGCAAGAACUGCUUUAAACCUAAAAGCUUGCACCAGCUUCCCCCAGACCCUGAGAAGGCACCCAUCACCCAAGGCAAUGUGAAAACUAAUGCCAAUCACAGUAACAACCACCGCAUGAGGAACACUGGAAAUUUCCGUCCUCCUGUGGCUAAAAAACCCACUAUAGCUGUGAAGCCCACUAUGAUGGUGGCAGAUGGGCAAAGUAUAUGUGGUGAACUUAGUAUCCAAGAACACUGUGAGAACAAACCUGGCAUAAUAGGAUGGAACCGAAACAGGACCACCUUGAAUCAGAAACCACUUAAUAAUAAUAAUGAAGAUGACAUUGAAGGAUUUAGCCAUGUUCCUAAGCCUUAUGGUAAUAAUGAUAGUGCAAAGAAGACAUCAAAUAACAAUAAUGGACUAACUGAUGUGUUAAAGGAGAUAGCAGGCUUGGAUACCACCCCUCAGAUAAGAGGAAAUGAAACAAACUCCAGAGAAACAUUCUUAGGAAGAAUAAAUGAUUGCUAUAAAAGAUCAUUGGAAAGAAAGCUUCCACCAAGUUGCAUGAUGGGCGGGAUAAAGGACACUCAAGGCAAGCAUGUGAUUCUGAGUGGGAGCACAGAAGUGAUCAGUAAUGAAGGGGGCCGGUUCUGUUACCCAGAGUUUUCUAGUGGCGAGGAGAGUGAAGAGGAUGUAUUUUUCAGCAACAUGGAGGAGGAGCAUGAGAGCUGGGAUGAGAGCGAUGAGGAGCUGUUGGCCAUGGAGAUUCGCAUGAGAGGGCAACCCCGCUUUGCCAACUUUAGGGCAAAUACUUUGUCUCCUGUUCGAUUCUUUGUGGACAAAAAAUGGAACACGGUUCCCCUGCGAAAUAAGUCUCUGCAGAGAAUCUGUGCUGUAGACUAUGAUGACAGCUAUGAUGAAAUUCUGAAUGGCUAUGAAGAGAAUUCUGUGGCCUCCUAUGGGCCAGGAAGCAUUCAGAGCAUGGCGUCAUCUGACUCUAUGUCACCAGGUUCUUCUUUAACAGAAGAAUCACAUUCUGAGACAGCCAGUAGUUUAUCCCAGAAGAUCUGUAAUGGGGGAAUAUCUCCUGGUAACCCGGGAGAUUCUAAGGACAUGAAGGAAAAGGAGCCCAAUUGUGAAAGUCUCUCUGGUAGCAAUCAGGAGAAGGACUCCUCACAAGCACCUAAAGGCUCAAUAAAAGUUCCAGAAACACACAAAGCAGUCCUUGCUCUCCGAUUAGAAGAGAAGGAUGGCAAGAUUGCCGUACAAACUGAGAAGCAAGAAAGCAAAGCCUCUACAGAUAUUGCUGGGCAAGCAGUAACCAUAAACCUUGUCCCAGCAGAAGAGCAAGCAAAGCCUUACCGAGUUGUCAAUCUGGAACAGCCCUUGUGCAAACCAUAUACUAUUGUGGACGUGUCGGCAGCCAUGGCCAGUGAGCACCUCGAGGGCCCUGUUAACAGUCCCAAGACAAAAAUCUCAUCUUCUACUCCAAACUCUCCGGUGACAUCACCCGCGCUGACAUCAGGACAAACAAGUGCUCAUUUCCAAAACUCCAGUGCAAUACGAUACCAGGAAGUAUGGACUUCCAGUACCAGCCCACGACAAAAGAUACCCAAGGUGGAAUUGAUUAGCGGUGGGACUGGGCCAAACAUCCCUCCAAGGAAAAACUGUCACAAAUCAGCACCCACAUCCCCAACAACUACAAACAUUUCCUCUAAAACUAUCCCCGUUAAGUCACCCAAUUUGUCCGAAAUAAAAUUUAAUAGUUAUAACAAUGCUGGUAUGCCACCUUUUCCAAUUAUCAUUCAUGACGAGCCAACUUAUGCUCGGAGUUCCAAAAACGCCAUCAAAGUCCCCAUUGUCAUCAAUCCAAAUGCAUAUGACAAUCUAGCCAUUUAUAAAAGUUUUCUCGGAACAAGUGGAGAACUCUCAGUGAAGGAAAAAACCACAAGUAUAAUAAGCCAUACCUAUGAAGAAAUAGAAACUGAAAGCAAAGUGUCUGAUAACACCACUAGCAAACCUACUGAAUGUCCCCAAACCAAAGGGUUUUCAAACAGCGCAGAGCGCAAAAGGGGUUCAGUGGCUCAGAAGGUUCAGGAGUUUAAUAGCUGCCUUAACAGAGGUCAGUCUUCACCGCAGAAAAGCUGUAGUUCUAGCCACAGCUCCCCAACAAAGAUCCAGAGAACCACUCAAGAACCUGUGGCCAAAACAGAAGGCUCCCAGGAGUCUCAGAUGGUGAGCGGCAGUAGCAGCAGCAGGGAGAAAGCAAGUACAGUGCUUUCUCAGAUUGUGGCUUCUAUCCAACCACCACAGUCUCCUCCAGAAAUGCCCCAGUCCAGCCCGAAAGCGUGCAGCGUGGAAGAGCUGUAUGCGGUUCCUCCAGAUGCCGAUGUCGCUAAGGGUACACCUAAGGGUACACCAGUCCGACCCAAAUCUCUCUUUACAUCUCAGCCCAGUGGUGAAGCUGAAGCCCCUCAGGCCACAGAAAGCCCUACUACCAAAGUACGGAAAGAUCUGCUCGCGAAGCCGGUCACUACCCCUCUCUCCAAAUUAGUGGCUAACCCCCAGAGUGAGCCACCGCCUCCCUUUCCCCCACCUCGUUCCACUUCCUCCCCUUAUCAUGCAAGCAACCUUUUGCAGAGGCAUUUCACCAGCUGGACCAAGCCAACCAGUCCUACCAGGUCAACGGAAGCUGAAUCGGUUUUGCACUCUGAAGGCAGCAGGCGGGCAGCUGAUGCAAAACCUAAACGCUGGAUAUCAUUUAAAAGCUUCUUCCGCCGCCGGAAAACAGAUGAGGAGGAUGAUAAAGAGAAAGACCGAGAGAAAGGGAAACUGGUGGGCCUGGAUGGCACAGUCAUCCACAUGCUGCCGCCACCUCCAGUUCAGCGCCAUCACUGGUUCACAGAGGCAAAAGGAGAGUCCAGCGAGAAGCCAGCCAUCGUCUUUAUGUACAGGUGUGAUCCUGCCCAAAGCCAGCUCGGGGGGGAUCAGAAGGCCAGAGCAGACCGGGCAGCAGUCAUAGAGAAGGAAGGCACAGAGGAUGGCUUACAGCAGGACUCAGAGAAGAAGAAAAGGAGUCAUUCUUCUCCAUCACAGGUUCCUAAAAAAAUUCUCAGUCACAAGACCCAUGAAGUGACAGAGGACUUUUCUCCUCGGGAUCCAAGAUCUGUUGUUGUGAAGCAAGAUGAUGGAGGCUGCCCUUCUGUCACAGCGGCGUUGCCCCUACCUGAACUGGAAAGGGAAGAGGAAAAAGAAGACGCUUCAGGUACUAUCGACCUGAAUCCCUGUAGUGCAACCUACAGCAAUUUAGGGCAAUCCAGAGCAGCCAUGAUACCACCCAAGCAUCCACGGCAGCCUAAGGGAACUUUGGAUGAUGCCAUUGCCUUUAGUGGGAAAACAGACCAAGAAGCACCUAAUGCUUCCCAACCUACGCCACCCCCACUGCCAAAGAAAAUGAUCAUAAGAGCCAAUACAGAGCCAAUCCCCAAAGACCUCCAAAAAUCCAUGGAAACGAGUCUUUGUGUUGUGGCUAAUCCCACCUAUGAUAUCGACCCCAACUGGGAUGCCAGUAGUGCUGGCUCUUCCAUCAGCUACGAACUCAAGGGACUGGACAUUGAGUCUUAUGACUCCUUGGAAAGACCUUUGCUCAAGGAGAGACCUGUCCCCUCAGCAGCAAACAGUAUCUCCAGCUUAACCACUCUCAGUAUUAAGGAUAGAUUUUCCAACAGCAUGGAGUCCCUGUCCAGCCGGCGUGGUCCCUCUUGCAGACAGGGACGAAGCAUGCAAAGGCCACAGAGACAAGCACUUUAUCGAGGACUUGAGAAUCGGGAAGAAGUGGUGGGUAAAAUCCGAAGCCUUCAUACAGAUGCCUUGAAGAAACUGGCUAUAAAAUGUGAAGACCUCUUUAUGGCUGGACAGAAAGACCAGCUCCGUUUUGGGGUAGACAGCUGGUCAGACUUCAGGCUAACCAGUGACAAGCCAUGUUGUGAGGCAGGUGAUGCUGUUUACUAUACAGCUUCAUAUGCGAAAGAUCCACUUAAUAACUAUGCAGUCAAGAUCUGUAAGAGCAAAGCUGAAGAGUCUCAGCAGUACUAUCACAGCCUGGCUGUCCGGCAGAGUCUGGCUGUCCAUUUUAACAUCCAGCAGGACUGUGGUCACUUCCUUGCUGAAGUCCCGAAUCGUCUGCUUCCCUGGGAGGAUCCCGAUGCCCCGGAAGAGGAAGAGGCUGAAGAAGAGGCAAAAGAAGAAGCCAAUGGGAGAAGCCCGGAGCCCUGCUCUGAAGCAGAGUCAUCCCAGAAAGAAAGCCAGGGGGCCAUGAGCAGGAAGCAGAGAAGCCACGUUGUGGUCAUCACCAGAGAGGUUCCCUAUCUCACCGUGGCUGAUUUUGUGCGGGACUCUCUGGCCCAGCAUGGGAAGAGCCCCGACUUGUAUGAGAGGCAAGUGUGUCUGCUGCUCUUACAGCUGUGCUCCGGCCUGGAGCACCUCAAACCCUACCAUGUCACUCACUGCGAUCUGCGUCUGGAGAACCUGCUGCUUGUCCACUACCAGCCGGGGGGAGGCAGCCAGGGCCUGGGGCCUGCAGAGUCCAGCCCCACCUCCUCUUGUUCCACGAGGCUCAUAGUAAGCAACUUCUCUCAGGCCAAGCAGAAGAGCCAUCUGGUGGACCCCGAGAUCCUCCGCGACCAGUCCCGCCUUGCUCCAGAGAUCAUAACAGCCACCCAGUAUAAAAAGUGUGAUGAGUUCCAGACAGGCAUCCUCAUCUAUGAGAUGCUGCACCUUCCCAACCCCUUCGAUGAGAACCCAGAGCUGAAGGAGAAAGAAUACACUCGAGCAGACCUGCCCCGCAUCCCACUCCGCUCCCCCUAUUCCCGGGGCCUGCAGCAGCUGGCCAGCUGCCUCCUCAAUCCCAACCCUUCUGAGCGGAUCCUCAUUUCAGACGCCAAAGGCAUCCUCCAGUGUCUGCUCUGGGGCCCCCGGGAAGACCUCUUCCAGACUCUCGCCGUCUCUCCCAGCCCAGCGCAGAGGAGCGCCCUGCUCCAGAACUGGCUAGACAUCAGGCGAACACUGCUCAUGAUCAAGUUUGCCGAGAAGUCCCUGGACAGGGAGGGUGGGGUCAGCCUGGAGGACUGGCUGUGUGCCCAGUAUUUGGCUUUUGCCACUCCAGACUCCCUCGGCUGUAUUGUGAAAACCCUGCAACACCGCUAGUCUGUCCUGGUUGCUGCUGUUCUUCAUUUCCACUUCAAGUCAUCUGUGCACGCCCCCUUCCCAGCGCUCCCACAGAAUUCAAGGAAAGAAGAGAGACCAACCUUCCAUCCCUGUCCGGGAAACAUGAGGCCCCUCUGAAGGCUUAUCCACGGCUCCACACCGAGCACGAAGCUGGGUCUGUCUUCACUGUACGGUCAUGCAGUUGCCUUCCAUUGGAACGAACACCUUUCACCCUGAUUGUCCCCAGAUGCAGGUAGAAAAUGAAAAUGUCCAUCCCGGAAGGGACAGCUCUUUUGGUAUGAACUCAGUGAGCUGUGUCCAGCUCCUCCAUAAUUCUGAAUAUCACCUGUCUUUUUAACACCAAGUAUUUAUUCUCACUAGCAAUAGACAGAUUUGACCUGUCCUUACUAUCAUCCACUAAGCUCUCACAACAGGUUUUUUUUUUUCUUUGAAGUAUCAAUCACUGACUCUCUUACCAGGCAGAACUGCCAUCCUUAGCAUCGGGCCAGUUUUGUGUCUGGGGACUCUAUCCUUUGUUCCCGCAGAUAGUCAAACGACAAGGAGAGGUUGCAUCCCCUGGGUCAUGGACGCAUUUUCACUUGUCCUCGGUAAGUGGGUGCACUGCAUGGGGGGUGGACCUACCGGUCUGCCCUCUGCUGCCACUGCCUGAUUCUCCUUCACCUUGACUCUGUCCACUUGCCAAUGAAGUUUGGGUUUAUCAGCCACUUACGGCGCCUUACAGAACUGACCCAAGGUGGUGUCCCAGUGCCUCCGCAGGGUGAUCUGAUGAAGAGCUGGCAGGACACCAGGAGAUGAUUUCCCACACAUGCAGUUCCCUAGGGCCCCCCCCCCGGGGGGGAUCGUUGAAAGUGCUGUCUUUGAUUACUGUCAGAGCUGUCAGUGUGGACGGCCAGGGCUGGCGGAACCCGGAUCCCAGUGUUCCCCUGAGCGGUAAUCGGCCAGCUUCCUCCUCCCAGUAGCAGUGUUAACUAGCUUCCCAAAUGCUAUAGACAUCAGCCGUGCACGACAGCUGUCAGUGGAGUUCUAAGAUCUGCUCGGAGGGCACGGCGCGCUGGCUGUGAGGGCGGCCGGAGGCCAGGGAGGGGAGAAGGCCACCGAUGAGGCUGCCAGCCUCCUCCUCAGGACGCUGGCCUCUGCGGGAGAGGCUGCCUGCCGGUGGCACGGGCACAUCGCACCGCAGGACUCCCUGCAAUGGCUCCGGAGGACGGCUGGCAGGGAUUUUGAUUGCUGAGGUGGGUGCCUGCGAGCCGUGCACCGCACAUGGGGUCCGUGCCCCUCUCCUAUGAAUACAUGUGCAAUUUUUGUAUGUAUUUUUUAGCUGUAUAUUACAGUGUUUGUGUUGCAAUUUCACCUGAAGCAAGUUCUACAGAAAUCCUCCCCUUCCUCCCUUGGCACAUACGGAUUUGCGCUAAGACAUGAGUGUUCCUUCCAGGUGGUGGGGGUGGGAGGUGACGUGUGUGUGCUUGUUUUAUUCAAAACUGUGAGUAUCUGUUUACUUCAACCUUGAAAUCCCAAGAGUCACUCAGAAGGUGUGAGUGUGCGUGCACGUGGGUGUGUGCAUGCGUGCUGGGAGUGGAGGCCGGGCCUCUGAGGGGACCAGCCUGGGGCAGGGCUGAGAGGCGCAUUCUCUGCAUCUGGCCUGCGAGGGGGCCCCGGGAACCCUCGUCGGCUGGCACAGAGCUUCUGAAAGCCGAGACUGAUUGUGCAGUAUUACUUAGCACGGUAGUGGCCUUGUGGACAUUUCUAAACUUUUAACAUUUUUAACAGCCUUUUUGAUAUGAUUCACCUACAUCAAAGAGGAUCAAGAAAGGAGAAGAAUGUAUUUUAUUGUGAUCUUCUUUGUGUUUUUUCGUUGUUUCGUUGUUGUUGUUUGUGUUUAAGAAAAUGGGCCAUGGGAGGCUCCAAGUGGAGGCUGUCCCUGUCCUCCUGGCCAGCAGUACUGGACUCCCAAGGAAAAGAGCACAUUGGCCCACAAAGAACCUCGCCUCCCCUGGCCAGAGUGCAGGGCUCUGCCCCUGGGAAUGGCCGCAGAGUGGGCACGCUGCUGCAGGCCAGCAGUCCGCUCCGUCUCCGUGUCCUGUGGCAGGGCCGCGCCUCGCCUAGCGACCUGGUGUUUAGUUCACCUUAGCAUAGCCCAUGUGCACAUAAGCCCUUGCCUCAUUAUACACUGAAGUAACAGCACACAGACCACUGACCGUGUGAGCUAGCACAUUCCCUUAGCAGUCCCCCCGCCCUCCCCCCCGAGGGUUUGCAGAUUGAGACACUCUCUCAAUGUCAUGCUCGUGGUGCCUUGCCCAUGUAAAUUUGAAUGUUGACUAUUUAAUGAGGUUUCAUAUUUAAUGAAGAAUGUUCCCUGGUCCCUCUGUUUGUUCUCUAGGUAUCUUUUUUUCUUUUCUUUUCUUUUCUUUUCUGUUUGACUUGGCUUCAGCCUUCUUUGUGUUAACUCUGUAGUAUUCUAGGCAUGGACACUCGCCACUACCAUUAUCUUAGAGCACUGGUAAACGGAGCACCUCCUUCGCACCAGAUUUGUUUAGUACUGUUUUUAUAUUCAGAUUUUUUAAAGGCAAAAGACGAGUGCCACUAAUCAGAGAAGGGCCUCAGGCUUCCCAGAGACAGGUGGCUAGAUUAAUUUUUCUCUGAGUGAUGGCUGAGGAAUGUGAGGCAGAGAGGGUUUAAAAGGGUGUUACAGGUUAGAGCAGAACAGACAAAAUAACUGUAUCUCUAGACAAGAAGUACUACUACAUCAGAUGGUCCUCGGAAUAUUUUUCCAGAAUAGUGAAAUUCAGUCAAGCUAAUAUUAUUGCAAAUAUUUUUUUUUACAGUCCCAUUUUAAUUAUAGUAGGAACUUUGAAUUCAUUCAUCAACUGGAAAGAAACCCUACCUUCAGACACAGACGGAUAUAUAUAUAUAUAUUUUUUUUGAGUUUUGCAUUAUGACUAGGAUAGCACUUUAAGUUUUCUCAAGUGACGUCAAGUUACUAUCUUCAAUAUUAUCUGGAAAUGUUUUCACUUCUGUUGAAGUCUGUACUACAGAUUCUUCCAUUUAUCGAAAGUUUGAACAAUUAAGCCACCUUUGGAACUUUACCUUAAACCACACGCACGAGCAGGAACAAUCUCUCUGACACAUCUCAGUGCUAGAGAAACAGGGAAAUGGGUGGAGUAACCAAGACCAAGCCUGAAUGUAUAUAUAGCAGAGUGCCUUGUUAGAGCGACAAGCUAGUCUCGGAAGGAAGAGAACCCGAUGUCCACAGAGAGCACUGGGAUACGAGUCUUCCACCUGCCAGCCUGAGGGAGAGCCCAUUUGGUAAACGGACACUGACGUGAUGCUCAGAAGCUAAUGCAUGAAGCAUAAGUGCAGGAUGGGAGGAAGAGCCGUCGAACCUUUGGAGUCCACAGCAGAACCUUGAGUGAAUCAUGAAUGGGGCCCACCAAGCCCUAGACUACGAGAGAAUUGGAGGCCAAGAGGACGGCAGUGGGUUUCAAGGUGCACCCUCUGGGGAUGAACUGGGUGAGGUGUAGAGGGGGCACAAGCUCCCACACCACUGACGUUGGGUGGCUAAAAGUGAAACGUGCUGGUGAGGAUUUCAAGAGUCUGGGUAGCCUUUCCUCGUCAGAUUAAGUGGGGGCCGGUAUUACUUCCAGACUCAGAAGAAGUUUGUUAACAUGCAAAACUCAUAAGCCAGGAGAUCUAAACGGUAUUUCUGGGAGGAAAACUGUAUUUUAAAGUUUCUAGUACUGCAGAUGAGAGACCUUUGGGUCCUACUGAAUAGUAAGGCAUGGAAGGAUUGCACUCAGCUUCCCGAAUUUGAAUUAAAAACACUUCAGUGCUAGGAAGUAACGUGAUUUGGUUUUGCUGGUAACCUGCAAAUAUAAUAUUUUUCCCUAGAUUAUACUGGCAGUCAUCUGAAAAACACACAGACUAGUCCCAGAAAUCAGGAUGUACUCAGGAUACUGCACUAUAAUUCCAGGGGAUUCUAGCUGUAUGAAUGAAGUAUAGACAUACUUGAAGGUGAGGGAGAGAGGGACUUGGCUUCCCCAGGCCAACUCUGACAUGUUUUUUACUUCCCUCACUAGUUGAUAAGGAUCAGAAAUUCUGGUCCAGCCUAAUGAGUGAACAGGAUGGCUGCCCACGAAACCGGCUUAUCAAUUUUACCUCACUGAAGCUCAUAUUCGCAAAGGCCGCAAGUGCCAUGCCAAAACCAAGCCAAGCACCGCUCUUGCUCAAGUGUGCACUGAAGGCCAGCCGUCCGUGAUUCUGGCAGCGCCGAAAGUAGGGAUUCCGUGGACCAAAAAAGAUGCCAUAAGGGAAGCCAGGGGAGCUACAGUGCAAGAUCCUAGAUAGGGAUGAUACCAAAGAAAUCCAGCCUUUUUGUCCCGCUGCUUCCCAGGUGAGGAGGCUGAGUUACAGCAGAUGCCAUAGGAGAGCUCACGUACAUUCCUUGUCAAGGGAUCUGGCUGAUAAAAUAAUCCAUCGUCCAAAAAAAAGCACCCUUUUUUUUUUUUUAAUAAGUCCAUUUUGUCUAUUAGGAAAAGAAAAAGAAGAUGAUGGUGAUGAUGAAAGGCGUGGGCCCCAGGAUCUAAGGAGAAGGAACCAGUCCCUCUCCCCAUGACGUGACCGUGGCUGUUGCCCCGACUUUGGCUUGGGAACAUCACAGCUGUGUGAUUCUGAAAGCUGGGCAGUUUUUUCUAAGAGAUGUGGUAGUUCCAGUAGGUUUGUUUAAAGAACUCCUGGGAGAUUUCUUAACAAAUUCUAAUCGUUUUUAUAAAGCUUCCUACAGAGGUGGUUACCACUCGUCACCAUCAUUUAAUAUCUCUAAGUGCCCCGAAUGCACAAGGUGCUAGACAGCUGUUAACCAUCCCCUCUCUGCAGCUGUUUGAAAUUAGAGUAGAUUUUUGCAUCAGCCCCUGCUAGAAGCUUCCCCACCUAAGUGGGCUGCGGGGGACUGCAUUCCCACCAUCCCAUCACAUACUUCCCACUCCAGAGAGCCUCUGGGCUUAUUCCAGCUUCUCACCUUUACCCACCCUCUCAUCCCUAUGCUUUUUUUUUUUUUUUAAUUAAGAAAGUUUCAGGGAAUCAAAAGAGGUCGGAAAUUUUUUAACCUAGCAGAAGUAUAGAGUCAUAUAUUUUGCUACGACUAUUAUUGUAUUAUGGAAAAUCCACUUUGCCCGUAUAGUGUGUGGAAAGUAUGUGUGUGUCUGCACUCAUGAUAAUUUGAAUGUUGAACAGCCCUAUGGCUUCAGGGUAGCAUUUUUGAAGGAUAAACCACACUGCUUCAGGAAACUUGCUCCAAGUACCACUUGGUUAUCCCUUCCCUUACCAGUUUUUUAAAGAGUUACGUGUGAACACACUGGGUUGGGAUUUUCUGUUGAUCUGCAGGGCGUUUUGGCAUGAGAUUAGGGUAGAAGCAAGACGUCAUCUUUCUCAGUAUUUGAAUCAUGGCAGUCCUCAUUCCAGUCUCUCCUUAGUUCCCCAUGGCUCUGCCCACACUCUGUAUUUGAAAAUCUUGUUUCUCUUGCUCUAUCCUGGAGCUUCAACCCUUUACAUAUUUUAGAGUUGUAUAAAUCUACCGAUGUAAGGUCCCCUCUGUCACCAGGUGGUGCCGCCCUUUGGUUUGCUGUGGUACUUUGCUGUGUUCUCCAUGGCAUCAUGUUACUGUGUAAAUAAAUUUGUUUUAAUAUACACUGAAAA
This is a messenger RNA of Ailuropoda melanoleuca (giant panda), 11568 nucleotides long. It is a transcript of the gene PEAK1, whose product is annotated as pseudopodium enriched atypical kinase 1. The record is from RefSeq and is a predicted model, not a curated record. Gene Ontology annotation, molecular function: ATP binding; protein kinase activity. Lineage: Eukaryota; Metazoa; Chordata; Mammalia; Carnivora; Ursidae. Gene Ontology annotation, cellular component: focal adhesion; actin cytoskeleton. Bases 628 to 5859 code for a protein of 1743 amino acids. The transcript is spliced from 8 exons. Gene Ontology annotation, biological process: protein phosphorylation.